Molecule: messenger RNA, 4765 nt
Organism: Amoebophrya sp. A120
Lineage: Eukaryota; Dinophyceae; Syndiniales; Amoebophryaceae
Source: the annotation of a GenBank genome assembly
AGAUAGAACCUAGAAGUAGCAACAGCCUUUGUUGUCUGGAAAGCUAGCAGGAGAAUUAUGCACUCUUUAGUACGACGUGGUCUACGAAACAACUAUGUUGCGCAUUUUCCUAAGUAGGAAUUAUCGCAGGAAUUAUGUGAAGUGUCGCACAACAUCAGAUUUUGGUUUUUCUGAUUUCCUUCCAAGUCUUCGGUUAUUUCGGUCAUUUCCGAUUGGUACUUCUAAUAUCAAACUUUGUUCACAUCAACCAAGAUCACUUGGUCGCGCUUGUACUCGGUCAACUACAUUGGACCACCUGGUCCAUUGCGGAGGUCGUGCUCGAAAUUCUUGUAAACCGAAUAAAGUUACCUCGCUCACUGCGGUCUUGGCCUGCGUUGGGCUGUAUCUGCUUGAAACGAAGAAAGAUGGUCGAGGGGGACGAGGCCCGACACGAGGAGACUCCCUGCGCGAGCGCUGUGCCAAGUUGGUUUACUGGAACUGGUCGUCUUGGCAGUUCCAGCCCUACGCCGGGUACUAUUUCAACCUCCAGAAAACAAGCCGGGGUCGAAGCAAGAAAGAGCUUGAAGUUGUGCCCGCCUGCUCGUGCUCCCGACGGCACUUUAAUGAUUGGUGUCGUCAAGCUAGAAGUUUUUCCUCUAUUUCGUCCCCACGAGGACCACGACCUAGCUGCCGCUCAAAAAGGACCUCGUGGAACGGGCGGACCCCUAACGGGUCGCGGUUUGUGUGCUGUGAAGAGAAGAGCAGCAAACCAGGAGAAGAUCUUUAUGACAAGAGGACAGACUACUCAUCACCGCCAUCCUCCACCCCGCCAGAGACCUCUACCGCUAAGAAGCAGUUCCUCCGAAGAACCCGCAGUGGUCCUUCCGACUCCGUUUUCGUUUCUCGGAAAUCAACAACGCUGUUUGCCCAUGAGCCGGAGAAUGUUCAGCUUCCCACCCGGACGGUUAGUAAAGUCGCGUCCCUGUCGAUCACGGAAAUUUCGGAUGGGGAUGACGAGGAAGGGGAGGACGCGGACGAUGACCAACAUCCAGUGGGGUAUAAAAGGCGAGAAACCAUUGUGUCCUCAUCCUCCACCGAAGGCGUAGUUGAUACAGAGCAGGAGCGCCGCGGCCGAAAACACGAGGACGCGGGGGCGAACAUAAAUGAUCGCAAAAUAAACACGACGACCCUCCUCCACUACGAGUACCAGGGUGACUGCGCCUCAUGCAGGUGGCUGAGGUUGGGCUCGGGGUCUGAUCUAGAGGCGGUUACCGACCCCCCGCCACCUUUCUCUCGGAAGUUGUGUCCGAUGGACGGCGCAACUAACGUGUGGGUGGCUCUGUUCGCUCGGGCUAUGCAAUAAGGGUUUCCCUUCACUCAUACUAGCUUCGUCUCCGUGUUGGGCAUUCGGGCCAAAUGCAAGUCGAAGGGGUAGCUUCAACUCGGGAACUUCUUUGUUCAGGUGCCUCACGUAGGCAGGAGAUAGGAUCAGCCUGGGUUUGACAACCAGCCGACCGCACUGUAGGCUUGGUGCUCGCUGGAUCAGUGCACGGAAGGAAGCUUCCGAGCCCUCACUCGGACUCGGAAUGGGUGCUGAUGCUCAUCAUUGAUAGAGGCUGUCACUAUGUGUGGCUUGCUCCCUUUGGGGUGCGCCAUCCACGUUUCAAGAGGGGGAUAGCAGGUUGGCUACAGUUACAGAAUAAGGAAGCUGGCAGGCGGCCACGCCACUUCUAAAGCACUCGAGGGCGGGUUUCCCGGGGAUGCCUGCAUGUCGGUCUGGGGCGGGCUACGAAGGCCGCUCCCGGCGCCCGCCGAAUCUUUUCGCAGCAGUGGUCGGCGCGGUGUUGCACUAUGCAGGAAGUGGCGCUUUCGCUUUCUCUUUUCCCAUUUUUGGUUUCGGUGGGUAAGGGGAGCGCGUCACUAUUCUUUUCGCGGACGGGGUUCUGGGCAGUCCAUGGUGGCUUCGGUUGGUUCAGAUUGAUAGGACGAUAGGAACGAAGCGAAAUACGGAUGCACCUCGGUGCAUCAUUUUCGAGUAAGUGACGGAAAGGACGAGACUCCUAAGGAAAGGGCUAGCAGAUCCCUGGUAAGCUAAUGCAAGGUGGCACGACUGGAGCCGCAAGUGAGGCGGGGGUCGUGCCAAGGUUGAUUUUUUCUUUCGAUCCCACCCACCCACCCGGUGCGCUGUUUCCUCGUGCCCACGUGGUAUUCGUGGUGACAGAGGACACAUCUUGGGAGGGGCCUUGAGGCAUCCCUGCAGGCUGUCUCUACGGUGAGGGACCGAGACGCCCUUGCCCUCUCUCCUCCGUUCACGCCAUCGAGCGUGUCGGGUGGUUGGUUCAGAUUGAUAGGACGAUCGGAACGAAGCGAAAAUAAAUCGCAAAAACACGACGACCCUCCUCCACUACGAGUACCAGGGUGACCAGCGGUUUCUGUCCGUGGUCGUGUGGUUAUAACAGUGCACAACUCCCCCUCCCCCUCAUUUGUGUAGCAUGAACGGCAGUACAAGCAUCAGCAAGAGUGCCGGUUUUGCAUAACAGAUUUGCACUGGAGUAUAGUGCUAUUGGGGCUACCAGAGAUUGUCAUGCAAACAGUGCCAAGAGGCAAAGGGUGGAUUGGGUAUUUUGCAUGACAAAUGAGGGGGAGGGGGAGUUGUGCACUCCCGUAGUGGUGGGUCGUGAUCGGGGGCUGGCUACUCGCGUCUCUGGUGCCCUUCUACCUGUUCUUUGAGCUCUCCGGCGCGGUCUUGCAACUGCUGUUGCGGGAGUUAGUGGAAACGCUUUUCGGGUACAACGAAGGGAUGGAAAGUGCUGCCGGCGGGACAACCAGAAGUGGGAGCAGUUGGGUGAAUUCCGUGAAAGAUCUCCUCCGUUGGCUCAUCACGCACACUGUUUUGCGGAAAGGGGCAACAUCUUCGACAUCAAGUGCCGGAUCUUCUUCAUCUCUUCUAACUACCCGGCAAACGGACAUGCUCGAUAUCCCCCCCACCCGUCCCACCGAAGUGCUAGAACUCGACCCCGAAGGGGGUUCGUAUUCGCCCGAAUUAACCGCGGUUUUGGUCUCCUUUGCGAAAAAUCUUCUCUACCACGGAGCCGGGCCGGUCCUGCUGCAGAUCUACCACCACCUGCCGACGGCGAGUCAGUCGGUUUGGAAGAAGAAUAUCAUCUACCCGAUGCGGGAAUUCAUGUGGCGGAAGUUGCUGAAUUGGUUCCCGAAGGUGGAAAUCACCAUGCCGAAAAGCCUCCUGAUCGGAAGAACGACAACAUCGGACAACCAGGAUCAUUUUGAGGAAGAUGAUUACGAAGAAGAAGAUCACCAGGAGCGCGAUAAAUUAAAUCCGAAAAAUAAGUCCAACCGUCUCUACUUGAUACACCCCCACGGCUGUCUGUGCGUCGGAUUUCUCGUCUUUAAAGCCCACUUGGAGCUGCAGAAAGUCGAGCAGGGGAGCAGCAGCUCCCUCUCGUUAUUAGUCGCACCCUUCUUGACGAAAUUCGGCGGGCCGGUGAUUUCGCUGCUGCCCCGGUUCGCCGGGCUCGACGUCCAGCCCGCGAGCAGUAAGUUUUUCCGGGAACGGGAAAGGAUAAAGAAGGUCGACGGAGCUAGCGACUUAUUGAAGCCGAUCGCGAUCCUGCCGGGGGGAUUUGAGGAGAUCGGGCUGAACAGUAGCGAAAUUUACUUCAAGAAGCGGAAAAGAAUCAUAAAACUGGCACUGGAAUCGGGGUUGGAAAUUGUGCCGGUCUACUGCGACGGCGAGGUUUGGGACAAAAGCUUACCAUAUGGAGGUGCAUAAAUGCAACUAUGUUACCCGCCGUCCCGUGGUGGACACUCAUUGUUGUUUCACGCGAAAUCAAGAACGUGGCUCUAGGCUGGGAAUUAUAGGCGUAUAUAUACACCCUAAGUAAAGUCGAAGUUGUCGUGUCAGCUUCGCUCUUGUCCAAUUGCUUCUUGUGCUUAUGCCAGACAAGUUUGUAGUAGCCAUCAAGUUCAAGGGUGGACCAUAGUUGCGUGGCAUAAACAAGAUCCGGAUGUUGAAAUCUCCAGCAGCAAUCCAGUCUCUCCCUACAAGGGCUGCUACUACCAACUCUCCCCCUUCAAAACCUACUUUCCGACGCUGAACAGCUUUCUCGCUCGAAAACAAAUCCCGACGGCUGGUUUUUUCAGCUCCUUUUUCCCUGCGCCGAACCCCGUGGAAAGGCUGAAGAUCGCGAUCGGGGAACCCAUUCGUCUACCGGACCCGGCGACGUUGGCAAAAGACGGGAAUGGAAGGGUGAAAAGAGAAGUGGUGGAUUACUGGCAUUCGCUUUACGUGGAGCGAUUACAGGAGUUAGUACGGAAAAAUAAGCUGUGCGCGUCAAACGGGCAUCAGUUGACGAUACUUUGAUAUUAAAGGGUGAAGUUUUUUAAUGUAGUAGUUUGUUGACGCGCAGGAUUGAUGAGUUGUGAUCGCAUGUUAGCAUGUUAGCAUAAGUUGUACCCCUCCAGCAUUUCGGUAAUGAUUUUUCGUAUUCUAUGUAGGGAUUCUUCUUGUUCGGGGGUGAUUUGAUUUGCGUUGGGAUUUCAGGACUACUUCGGUCUGCUCAAGGUGUUGCUAUUAGACGAAAGUUCAGCCAAAGCCAUGGAUUGUUGAUGAUGUUGGACAAGAUCAUGACUUGAUCAGAUCGCAUGCCUGGAUCGAAAACCCGGCGGUCUAAAAUUGCGCGAUGAUCUGAACUUUCUCCACUGUAGUGCUGUGCGCCGGUAGGUGGUAGUUGCGAUUAUAUCGAUGUGGACCCACUGCACUUCUCCC